AUGUCAUCGGUUUUGCCUGGAUUUGGAGGUCAGCUGGUACUGGGACAAAGGUAUCCCUUAGUGUUUACAGUGGUCUGCAGAGGUUCCAAAGGAAUGAAGCACAUUGUUUACACCAGUGACCGACCCGGGUUUAAGCUGUGGAUUGAAGGGGAUCUCCCGAAUGGCAGGGUUCUGACUGGUAUUGGCUUUAGGGCGACCUGCAUAUCCCCUCCAACAUUGGUUGUUGACCAUGACACCUGGGUUCAUGCAUUGCCAGACUGCACUGUUGAGGCCACUGAACAGGUGAUUGAAGUGUGUGCGGGCCUGGGGGGUUUCUCCAAGGAAGCUGCCAGAGCUGGACUUACGGUGCUCUGUGGUGUUGACAUGAACAAAGCAUGGGGUCCUCUGUUUGCGGCUUUUCAUUCGGGGGCUCCUUUGGUUGUUGGUGACCUGGGUGAAGUCUCUGUUGCGCCCACUUUGGCGUCCAAAGGGGGGUUCUUUGCUACCAUGUUGGCAGGAGUGGCUUGUCAACCACACUCCCAAUUGGGGGAUCGAAAGGGGAUGGCUGACGACCGUUCAGCAUCUUUGCCUCGUGCAUUGAGCCUGGCAUGGACUUUGCAAUGCACCAUAGUGGUGUUGGAAUGUGUGCCAGAGAUUCAAGGUGAUGUUGAGGUGCAACAGUUGCUGCGUCAGUUUGCACUGACCACUGGUUACCGUAUCUCUCAACAAGUGAUCAGCCUUCAGAACGGUUGGUGUACCAGGCGUGCCAGAUGGUUCUGUGUUCUUACUGCACCGCUGCUGGAUCUGUGUGAACUUCAGGACUUUCCAGUCAAUGAUCAAUUUCGCCGGGUGAGAGAUGUUAUGCCUGGCAUCAGAAAUUGGCCGGACACAGAUCAUGCUCAGAUUGACUUGAACCUGUAUGAGCUUUCAAAGUUCUAUGCGUAUGCUGCAGGUGGCAUUGACAGCUUGUUUUUGUGUCCGGAUGAAGCAUGUCCCACUUUGUUGCACUCGGCAGGAAACCAGUUGUAUGCAUGUGCGUGUGGGUGCCGUGGUCCUUUGUCUGAACAACGUCUCAAAGCCAGGGGUUUGUUUGGUGUCCUGAUCCCGCUUGAAACAACACAGGUACACAUGAACCAAGUGAUGCAGCACUGCCGGUACUUGCAUCCCCAGGAAAUGUGGGCACUGAUGGGUGGAAUUCCAGGGGAAGAUGUUGGCCACAAUCUGAGGUUGGCGAUGGCAGGUAUUGGCCAAGCUGUGUCUCCCAUGAUUGGUCUUUGGGUUCUCUGUCAAAUCAAGCGUCACAUGGAUGUUUUCUAUGGUAACUCACCAGUCUGUGCUCCUGAGCAGGUCCUGAAAGGGUACAUGCAUGAACUAGUGCAAACAUGUCGAAGAUGGUGGCCUGAACCCAUUCCACCAACGGUGCCAGUCACUGCAGAGCCAGAAGAUCCCAUUGAAGAGGUGUUGCCCCCACUGAGUGUCCGCAUCAGGUGGUUGACUGAGAAUACAACACCAAUUGAAAUUGCGUGUGCAGCAGGUACCACCGGUCAGCAGUUGCUGGAGGCUGAACAGAUUUUGACAGGCACUGCAGCAGAACUUGUACUUUGGUCGAGUGCUCAGCCUUUGGAUUUGACUAGCCCCCUGGUGCAUGAUGCAGAAAUUGGAAUUGCCCCCAAGGGUUUUGCCGUUGGUCCGGUUUCUGAACCUACUGUCCCUUGUUGCUUGUCUCCGAUGGAUGUCUUGGCUCACUGUCAUGAAGAACCAGGUAGGGAUUGGACUGUCUAUGCGGUGUCCUCGUUCACCCAGCUGGCCACCCGUAGAAAUUCCCAGAUGCCAAAAAUUGAACGUGAGGCCAUUUUAAGUCUCCAAGGGCCAGUUUGGGGUGAUGAUGAAUUGUUGGCAGGACUGCAUGACAUUGCAAGCCAGACUGACCGGGACCAGUUUGUUCAGGUUUGGGAUCCUUUGCUCAUCACUGGGUUGACUGUGUCUUCCGAUGGGCCUACGUGGAAUCAGCUCUGUGCGGCCCUAGGGUCGGUUGCAACUGUCAUUACGGCCACCAUGAUUGACAGCCAUUGGUACCCACUUGUCUGGCGGAUGGAUCAUGACGUUGUCAUGUUGUUCACAUGUGGGGUGGUUCCGGCUCAUGUUGCUACCUUUGAGGGCUUGGCCACCAGCGUUGGCGACCGUCGGGGGGUUGCAGGGUUGUGGAACAAUAAACUGGUGCCUUUUGUCCAAGGGGGUCACUGUGGAGCGCUGGUUUUGCUUUUCACCCGUCACCUGUUGUGGGGAGAUGCUUUCCCUGGAUCGAUGUUGCAAGUGGAAGAACAAGCGUGUGACUUGCGGCGUGCCUUUGUGGCCGGGUUGGGUGAGAGUUGUCUGCGACCUCAGUUGGCAGCACUUGGACUUUCUGUUGUGGACCAGUUGGCCGCUGUCCUCAGUGAACAUGGAGUGGAUUCCAGUGAAGCCUUGUCCAGAGCCAAGGAUGUCAUCCAUCACCUGGGUGAGGAAGCGGUAGGUGCAGCCAUGCAGGUUACAAAUGUGUGGAGGGAGCUCAAAUGGCUUGCCAAUCAACAGAGACCACCACUUGUCCUGAUCAAGCCGUCAGAGUUGCAGCGUUCCAUUGAAAGGCGGGGAGGUACCUAUCAGGUUGGCAAUAAAAGGCAGAAAAAGACCAAAGGGCAGGGAAAGGGCCGAUCAAUGCAACACCGAUUGGACCCAUCCUUGUUGCGCCUGGAGCAUGGACUUUUCCAGGAUUCACAGGGACAAGCAUUGUCUCAAAUUGCUUUGGCUGGUAUUGGACCUCAGGUGUCAGGGGUUGUGUUGCUGAGCCAAGUCAUGGCAGAGCCAUACCUCAAAGCCAACAACUGUAUGUCCGCUGGAGCUCUUGGAUUGUUUGUGGUUGACAGCACUGUGCCGGUUACCACCACGUUGGAAGUCACUUCUGUCCGCCUUCCUUUGUUGUGCACAGCCAAUGCGGAGCCAUUGUUGGUUGAUGGACUUCUCUACCAACUUGGAGCUCAGAGGGUCACCAGAGCACCCCCCAAGGGUGGGUGUGAGAUUCAAGCGGUUGCCACGUGUGUUGUCAAAGCCAUGGUUUAUAGGGAUCUGACCGAUGAUUCCUGGAGUCAAGUUUGCGCCCAUCCAAUGAAGCACAUUUUCAGCAAGGUCAGCCCCUUGCAGCAAUGCGAGGAUGAUGAAUGCCCAGGUUGUGAAGCAUGGCACCAAACCUUACAAUGUCCUGUCCAGUCGCCGGUCUUGGAAGCAUGGGGUAAGCAGUGGAUGAAACUGAAUUUUCAGUAUUGUCCGUCUGACCAAGCUGAGAUUUUUGGCGUUCACUUGAGGCUCCCAGAGGUGCUUCAGCAGCAGGUCCAAGCUUUCAGUGGCUUUGCAGGGGUCUUUUUGGAACCCAGAUCGCUGGACGGUAAGAAACCUUCAGACCAAUUUCAGGUCAUUUGGAUGCCAAAGUCUGAUGUGACACAGCUGAUGAUGCUGCGCCAGUCGUUGUCUGCUGUCUGUGGUUUGGCUCGUAUGGGCAACAAGUUGGGUCUGCGAUGUCGAGUUGGCGAUGCAGCACAGGUGUAUGCCAAGGUGAAGCCAGGGCAAAUCUACCUGCCGUCAGAUAGCAAGUCAUCUUAUUUGGUGGGUCCUUUUCCUUUUGGCACACUGAAAGCUUCAGUUGCACAUGCACUGGCAACUUGCGGAUGGGUGGCCAGGCCUGUCCAGCCAGUGGGUACUCAUGAUCAUGUCCAGGGUUUGAUGUUUCGAGUUCAUGCGGUUGAUGUGCCACCGUCAAAGGUCCUUCAAAUGCAGCAUGGUGAUGUGGUGGUCACCCAGGAGAGUGCACCACCGAGCAGCUUGCCAGUGGUGCCCAAGGUGCUUGCCUCAGCCGCAACAGUUGCCAUGGUCACCAAGGAGAGUGAGGUUGAUCAGUUGCAAAUCAAUGACCCGUGGGCAGCUUCCAAAGUGGCCAAGCCUGGUCCAGUGCCCGUGCAGAUAGGCAAUCCCAUUGAGGACAUGGAGCAACGAGUGGUUGCAGCAGUCCUUGCUCAGAUGCCAUCCAAAAACAUGGAGGUUGACCCGGAUUCUGAUCAGCAGGAUCGUGUGGUGAAGCUGGAACAACAAAUGCAAGGGUUGCAACAGCACACACAGCAGCUUGGGCUCACCAUGCAACAGCAACACACUGAGCACACGAAGCAGAUCCAGGAAGUACACCACCAAAUGCAGCAGCAGCACCAGCAUUUUGAUGCGGCCAUCCAGGCCCAGGCAGGCCAAAUCCAGGGUUUCCAAGACAGCUUUCAAGAGCAAUUUAGGCAGCAGGUAGUGCACCAGCAGUCUAUGCUGGACAGCAUGUUCCAGAAGCAGAUGACUCAGUUCGAAAGCCUGCUGUCGAAGCGUGCAAGGUGCUUGGCCUUUUGGAUUGCCGGCCACUCUCGGUGGAGCUUGUGGAUUUUUGCGGGGGAGGAUCAUGCCCAGCUGGGAUUUGCAGAGGGUAGCCAUGCAGGUGCUAACAGCAGUGAGCAGAGGUCAGUGAGCUCAGACUUGCAUUGGCUUCAGAAAGGUGAUGACCAGAAGGGUACCGGGUCGUGGUUUUUGACAUUUUGUCACAUUUUUGCAAUUUUGUGGUCCUUGGUCUUCUCGGCCUACUCGGGUUGUCAGGUCAGCUUGAGGAGUUGCUUGGAUUGGCCAGGGGCAGGUGUCACCAAGAAAGCACUGCCAGGUCACAGGUACCAGACAGAGACUUACCUGGCUGAACUGGUUGAAAGGGUGGGUUUCCAAGCCACGGGUCCCCGCAUCAUCUGCGGGGAUUUUAACUAUGCAACACAUGAGCUCAGCCAAUUGCAAAGGCUGCAUGAGUGUGGCUUUAGGGAGGCACAGGACCUUUGGGCUUGGAGACAUGGAGUGUCAGUCAGCUCCACAGGUCUGGGCGCAACCCAUGCCUUUUCCAUGGCCACAACAAUGGACUUGAGGUUGCAGGCUUUGACGCAACUACUGGCCAAGGGUUUAGACACAUGGCAUGCAAGAGCUAAUGCGCAAGACACAUGGCGGGCCAUCCGCACUGCAGUAGGUUUUCCGGGGGGUUUUGUGGUUUGGUGGGAGCAGCAUGGACUUGGACUUGGACUCGCUGCACCUGCUACCCCCGAGUUGCCUUACUUUUUGCCUUCCUAUGAGUUUGUCUUGCGUAUGUUUGAGGGUUUCCACAGUUUUGUCAAGCAAUAUGAAGCUCAACUUGCACAGAAACGUUACCACUAUGGAAAGCAACGCAGAAUGGCUGACAUGAAUGUGGUUUUUCAAGACUGCAAAGCUGAGCCGCCUCCAGUUGUCGAUACCUUGAUUGACAGGGUUGAAGUGGGGAUUGAAGAAGUACGUCCUGAAGACUGCUCCUUGGUCUUGUGUCGUCCAACAGUUUUGUUGCCAGGGUUGCCAGUGGUGGUCCAAGGGCAUGCAAGGGAGGUGAUCGCUCAUGAGCAUGACCAGGUUUGGUUGGAGUCGGUGGAUGGACUUGAAGCCGGGCAGGUCAUGACUCAAGAGCAUGUCGUCAUGACAGAUGAAGCUAUCCUGCAGCGCUUCAAACAAGCAUGGGAGCCACGUUGGAAUAAGCAUGCACACGUUGUUCCAGGGCAGUGGGAUCAAAUCUGUGGCUUCAUGGAGAGAGUUCUUCCUUGCGUGCAAUGGCCUCAGUUUUCCUGGACUCCUGAACUUUUUGCUGAGUUGGUGAACCAAAAACGGGUUAGAGCGGCAAAGGGGCCCGAUGGAGUGUCACAGCCAGAUCUAGCCAGUUUGCCCCAAGCUGGCCAGCAGGCCAUGGUAGGCGUUUAUGAAGCAGUGGAAGGAGGAGCGUUUUGGCCCUCUCAGGUUGCAUGUGGGUUUGUAGCCAGUCUUGCCAAGUCAGCCAAUGCGCAAACGGUAGAUGAGUAUAGGCCAGUUACAGUGUAUAGCUUGCUCUAUAGAGUUUGGUCAUCGGCCCGAGCCAAAGAAGCUUUGCAGGUCCUGUCUGGUUUGGUUCCCCAAAGUGUCCAAGGUGGUCUUCCAGCUCGUCAAGCCAGAUCUGUCUGGUACUCAACCGCCCAGUUUUUGGAAUCAGCUCUGAUUGAUCGCUUGCCCCUCCACGGAAUUUUGAUGGACAUUCGGAAGUGUUUCAAUGCGAUACCCAGAUAUCCUCUCUGGUGUGCACUUCGGGUCCUGGGUUUUCCCACGGGGGUCUUGCGUGCGUGGGUGGCUUUUGUGUCUGGUCAAACACGCCGAUUCAAGGCACGGCGAUCCACAGGGGAGCCAAUCGCCUCAGUGUGCGGGCUGCCUGAAGGGUGUGCACUUUCGGUGUUUGGCAUGGUUAUCAUAGAUUGGGUUCUGGAUUUGUGGUUGCAGGCUGCCCAGCCUGGCAUUGGUCUGCAUGCUUUCAUAGAUGAUUGGGGGGUUCUCUUUCCGUUCCAAGAGCAGUUCCAUGGGGUGUGGCAAGCCGUAUUGGAUUUUACAACGGCUCUGGAUUUGGAAUUGGACUUUCAUAAGACAAAGGUAUGGAGCACACAGACCACAGCAAGGCAAGCUUUUCGGCAACAGAGUCUCCAGGUCACUCUUGCGGCAAGGACUGGGGUCAUGCGAGCCAUCCAGGCAGAACGGAAAGGGGCCAAUCCAGUGUUGCAUUUGGCAACCACCAAGUUGGAAACAGAUCCAGAAGCAUGGACGGUUUUGCAGACAUUGCGUGAUGCUCGGGAACUUGGGGGGUUUGAAAAGGUGGAUGCCAUGCUGGCGUUGUUUGCUGCCAAGGACUCAGACAUGGACUUGCCUUCCAAUGGGCCCACAGCUGUCCUCAUGGCUCGGCUGAACAGACUUGGGUGGGCGGUAGCCACAAAUGGUUUGGUGCAAGAUCGGUAUGGGGUCUUCAGUUUGACACAACUUGGAUGGGAUGAGUUGGCUCUGCGGGUUCGCUUGUCAUGGGGGCAUGUCUUAGGUUCUGAGGUUGCACACCGGGACUCCUUCCAAGGCAUUGAGAUGGCUGACUUGCAAGCAGUGCAAUCCAUGCUGGAACGUUUUGGCACAGCAGACCAGGUAUACUUGCGAUGUCACCUGGAUGGGACCCUUUACACUCAGAAUGGCAGGGCUCAUUUUCAGGCUGAUGCUGAUGGUUUGUGCCCUUGGUGCGGUCAUAAGGUGCAGCUGAUCAAGGUGGUUUCACACUGUAGCCUCAAUGAGGCAAAGAGGUUGGGCGAUUGGGUCGCUUUGCUGCCCAGUGCGGGAGCUGAACAAGAUGUUCACCGAGAAGCCACGGCCUUAGAAGACGGUCCGGGCAAAGUGAGCACCCUUGGACUCGGAGUCUUUCAGGCGCGCGCUGAGCGUCUCUUUCCAGACGUAGAGGCGAAUCCGCCUGUGUUAGCAGGAGAAAUGGCCACCUCAGCUCCCAUCGUGGGGAAGUACUCGUCCAGCCCGAGCUGCCGUGUGCCGGCCCGGAUUUUCCCAGAGCAGAUGCAGGGAGUGGAUGAUCCAUCUGCUUCAACAGAGGAAAACGAACUCUGGCGCACCUCUGUGAAGCUCUUGAUUGAGACGUUGGAUCCUCUAUGGCCUGAAGCUGAGGAUCGCGUGCGUGCGGUGAUGAUGGCAGAAUUUGAUGCAGAGCAGAGGCGCGAUGAUCGCGUGGGCAACGUGCGGAAACGAGUGUUGAAACAGAUGGUCUUAGCCAAUGAAGGCAUGAGGACGGAGGCAUCUUUUGUGCUCAGCAAUCAUGCCAAACUGGAUGACUUGGCCUCAGACCCACAGCUGGUGGCAGAAACACGAAGGAGUGGACAUAAAAUCACUUCCGCUUCGAGUCUGGGUGGCUACGGCAAUGCUGGAGGCUGGGGCAUCGUGCGCUGCAUCGAUGAUGACUUGGACGAGUUGUUGAGGCGUCAUGGCAUCACCGAGCAUCGCGCAGCGGACUUGCUCGAGGAUGGAGUACCCCUUUGGCAUCUGGUUGUGGAAGAGAUGACCAGCGGCGAUGCCAAGAAAGGUCUCACCACACGGAUUUUGCUCGGAGGCUUUGUGGAGUUAUUGGAGGACUUUUGGGAUUUGAUUGUGGAACCCAUGCAAGAUGAAGACUUCACGGUGGAGGAUUUAGACAUUGCGGUAAACCAGUUGGAACCUUUGCUCAAGCUCGUCUAUGAUAGUGCAAAGGCGGAUAGUAAGUGGAAAGGACAAAUGGCCUACCAUCAACUUGCGCCCCAUAAGCGCUUGAGAAAAACCCUGCUGACCACUGCAUGUGACUCUCCAGAUGAUCGGCACACUUUGGUGGAGGGGUUACUGCGCUACACACAGGAAGAACUGCAGAACCCCCGCGAUCCGCGGCGCUUGCAGCUUCGAGACGAUGGACGAAAUUGUCAUCUGCAUCUGCCCGAGAGGACUGGGCUCCCCACAGUGGCGAUGGCAAGAACUGCUUUGAGACAAGGAGAAAGUUUCGUGGUUAGGGUUUUGCAGUUUGGGAAUUCAGGUCGCAUUGGAGUGGGCGUGUUGCCGCCAGUCCGCCGUAACCAGGCAUCCUUUGCAUGUCUGCCAGGGGAAGUCUCUCAGAGUGUCGGCUUGGACCUGAAGAGACUUGAGAUUCUGCGAUCCCCUUGUGAUGAACAGGAUCGAAAAAAUGAUGGACGUUGCAACAGGGAUGACUUUGACACGGUGAUUGCUGGAUACUUUGAGGGCCAAAGGCGUGGCUGGGAUGAACGGGACCAAGACAUGCCAUCCUUUGAGGGCCGAAGGCGUGGCUGGGAUGAGCAGGACCAAGACGUGCCAUCCUUUGAGGGCCGAAGGCGUGGCUGGGAUGAGCAGGACCAAGACGUGCCAUCCUUUGAGGGCCGAAGGCGUGGCUGGGAUGAACGGGAUCGAGACAUGCCAUCCUUUGAGGGCAGAAGGCGUGGCUGGGAUGAACGGGACCAAGACAUGCCAUCCUUUGAGGGCCGAAGGCGUGGCUGGGAUGAACGGGAUCGAGACAUGCCAUCCUUUGAGGGCAGAAGGCGUGGCUGGGAUGAACGGGACCAAGACAUGCCAUCCUUUGAGGGCCGAAGGCGUGGCUGGGAUGAGCGGGACCAAGAUAUGCCAUCCUUUGAGGGCAGAAGGCGUGGCUGGGAUGAACGGGAUCGAGACAUGCCAUCCUUUGAGGGCAGAAGGCGUGGCUGGGAUGAACGGGACCAAGACAUGCCAUCCUUUGAGGGCCGAAGGCGUGGCUGGGAUGAACGGGAUCGAGACAUGCCUCGAAGUCGCGACAGGGAUGAAAUUGACCCAGUGAUUGCUGGAUCCUUUGAGAGCCGAAGGCGUGGCUGGGAUGAACAGGACCAAGACAUGCCUAGAAGUCGCGACAGGGAUGACAUUGACCCAGUGAUUGCUGGAUCCUUUGAGGGCCGAAGGCGUGGCCGGGAUGAACGGGAUCAAGUUAUGCCUUCAGGUCAUGGCAAGGUUGAAAUGGAGGUUGUGAUCACACGAUCACGUGAUGGUUGCAGCUUGAUUUUCGAGGGCAGAGACUUUGGAAGCUUGGAUUCUGAGAAGAUUUAG
This is a messenger RNA of Cladocopium goreaui, 9483 nucleotides long. The record is from the annotation of a GenBank genome assembly. Lineage: Eukaryota; Dinophyceae; Suessiales; Symbiodiniaceae.